Camponotus floridanus (Florida carpenter ant) is the source of this 957-nucleotide messenger RNA. RefSeq names its product juvenile hormone acid O-methyltransferase. The coding region runs from base 130 to 957 and encodes 275 amino acids. NCBI's taxonomy places the organism in Eukaryota, Metazoa, Arthropoda, Insecta, Hymenoptera, Formicidae. The record is from RefSeq and is a predicted model, not a curated record. The transcript has 5 exons.
UUAAUGCAUUCAACAUUCUCUUAUUGUGUAUCCCUAUCAUGCCUCAGAGUAUAUAAGACAGUCUUUUGAAAUAGCUUGGACACUCUACACAAGUCAUAAAAUAGAGACGCACUCAAAUUCGUGAAAAUUAUGAAUGCGAAAGAAUAUGCUUCUUGUGACGAUUUGCAAAAACUGAGGGUAUUAAAUAUAAUCGACGAAUUUGAGGAAGAUAUAGCACAAAUGUCUGGUAAAUGUAUGGAUAUUGGUUGUGGACCCGGAGAUAUAACAAAAAAUAUCCUUUUACCAGCUUUAAAUCCAAAUGCAGAAAUAACAGGUACCGAUAUUUCGGAAAAUAUGAUCGAAUUUGCAAAGAAAACAUAUCCUAAUGAGAAGCAGCUCAAAUUCGAAGUGUUAGAUAUCCAAACUAAAAAUUUGCCUGAAAAAUAUAUUUCUAAAUUUGAUCAUAUAUUUUCAUUUCAAACUUUAAACUGGUGUUAUGAUAUUAGACAAGCGUUUGAGAAUAUUUUCCAGAUGAUUCGAUCUGGUGGAAAUAUUCUUAUACUUAUAGUAGCAUCUCAUGAUAUAUUUGAAAUUAUGAAAAUUUUGGCUCAAGAUAUUCGUUUUGCAUCAUACAUACAAGAUGUCAGAAACUACAUUUCGCCAUUUAAUGAUUCAAUCACUCCUCAUAAAGAACUGAGGAAAUUACUUAAAAGUAUUGGAUUUGAUGUUUGCCAUUGCAGUCUUCGAGAAGUGACAUAUUCCUCCCAAAAUAUGCAAAAUUUUUUAUCUUCGAUAUUAGCCAUCUACCCAUUUUUGGACAAAUUGCCACACGAUCAGAAAGAAGAAUUCAGGAAUGAAUUUAUACGUGAAUUUAUGAAAAGAAAGUUUGCUUGUAAAACAAUACAGAAUAAUCAGGAACAAACAAAUUUUAUAGAUCUAUACAAAAUCUUAAUAGUUUAUGCACGAAAAAUUGUAUAA